AAGACAAGUCGUCAUUAAUAUAUCCGAAGGCACCCACCCGGUGUAUUUCUUUGCUAAACUUAAUCAAGCGUAGACCUACAUCUCAGUGCAGUCCUACCAAGGAGAUAUCUCCUUGGUCCUACUAACUGUCACCUAUAAACGAUGAACCACUGCUGAAAUGUAUUAGUAUUUGAUAUAAUAUAACCAUCGCAUGCAAUUUGCAACAUUGUAAUUUAAUGGUGAUCUAAAAAUAGUUCUUCAUUUGCUAUAUCAUUGUCGUGACUCUCCCCGGUGAGUGUCAUGUUUGCGUAUAUGGCUCCAGGCUUUCACCGUUUUACGGCAUUGGACUUGCUUUUCAGACAACACUAGGGAGAGGUUGCCAGGGCAAAAACUAUCCUAGUCAUUGGUACUAAAGCGAUGUCCGUACUAAUUAGAAAUACAUUAUUUUCGGAUGCUCAAUAAAGGAAAGCGAGAAUGAAACCACCAACAGUAGCCAACGACAGGGCUUGUUUCAUAAGCACACAAACGGCAAUGAGAUGAACUCGUUAGGAUUGGCGCUGGUAUCAUUUUCAUGCUAUAUUAAAAUCAUGGACAUUCAUUGAUCUUUAUGCACGGAGACUAUAUGACACGGAUCUAUACCCGAGGAUGACUAUAGGCCUGUUCGCAUCCAUCGCAUGCAAGCUGACCCGAUGACAGGUGAUCGUAUAGGAAACGAGAAUAUUAAAUUUAAUUUGAUGACUUCGCAGGGAUAAUAAAUAUUGUCAUUAGCUACGACUGAUAGUUCACAAUAUAAACUGACACACCCAUGGACGCCAUUACGAUACAGUGUGACGGUCUCCGGAUAAGUAAAGAAGACCGAAUCGGAAAAUCCGACAUGAAUAACAUUGAAACCGCCAAUGACUUCUUCGUAGACGUCAAACCAGAGCACCACUGCAUCGAAGUGGACAAUGAUGUCGAAGACAUGGAUGCUUCGUCGUCAAGUUCGGAUGACUCGAUCACAAAGGAAAUUGUGUCUGAUAGAGUGACGACGAUGACGACGACAACGACGAUGAUGACGGAGAAGGCUGAACUGCCGUCGCAGACUUGGAAUGUUUCAAGCUCGAGAGGGGAAUCGCCAAAUAGGGAAGAUGUUAGAUGCAAGUGUAAGAAAGAGCCAAUUCGUACAAAGAGAUUAAAAUGCACAUCUUCUUGUGACGAAACAAAGCCGACGUGUAGAAGAAAACCGAGAAAGGAAAGAAACAAGGGAGAUAACCCGGUGUAUUCAGAUAUAAUCCGAUGUCAGAUCUGUGGCGAUAAAGCAUCCGGCAUGCAUUAUGGUGUCUAUUCGUGUGAAGGAUGUAAGGGAUUUUUCAGGCGAACGCAGCGAUUGAAGAUUGACUAUAAACCUUGUCCAUACUGGGGGCAACCCGAUGGUUGUAUCGUCAACAUAGGUACAAGGAACAAGUGCCAAUACUGCAGAUACCAAAAAUGUCUUGUACUUGGGAUGUCCUCUGCAGCCGUUCGGAUGGGACGUGUUCCGAAGCAAGAAGUCCUGAAACUCAAAGAGGAGCUGGACGAAAAGGACAAUGUCUUACAUGAAACAGAAGAUCAGAAGGCACAUCGGACAUUCGUCGAUUCGCUUACGGAGCAGUUCAAUGCUAUCGUCUGUGGUACGACACAGCAGGACCUGGAUAAAUUCUGGAAGCGAUGUUCAAGGCCUUUUACUGCUCACAUGCCUUCGGGUACCUAUGUUAUUGAAGGGAUGCAACUGGACAAAGACGGCCCACCUCGGGAGAUCACCAGCCGGGCUGAAAUGGCUCAGCAGUGCUUCGUCAGUAUGGAAGUCAUCAUCGAGAAGUUCGCUACAUUUUCCAAACAGCUUCCCGAGUUCCGACGGCUGUCCUCCGCGGACCAACUGACACUGUUCAAGGGGGCUGCCUUGGAGGUGUGCGCCACUUUAAACUCCAGUAGGUACUACCAUGGUGUCUACAGGUUCCCAGAGAUCAACACGUACAUUCGAAGAGACGUGGCGGAGAAUUCCCCCUUUGGGAAGGUGACCCCAUACACGACAGAGAUGGUGUUCUAUGAGAUGUUCAACGAUCUCGGCUUGACGGACAAAGAGAAGGCUAUAUUCUGCACAUUCCUUCUUUACACUCCAGAUCGAGAAGGUCUCGUAGACAGAGAGGUAGUGGAGCAUCAUCAGGAACACCUUGCACAAACCCUAUACCGGGAGGUCAAGAAGAACCAUCAAGGUAACGUCUAUGCCAAGCUCAUGGAUGUUGCUGUAGCCCUCCGCUCCUUGGUCCCAGACCACGUUGAGCGGUUGAAACAGAUCAAGAUGCGAUGCAAUGGUCACCUGCCGGCAGAGCUUAGUCCACUGCUUAACGAGGUUUACGGGAGUAUAGUAUGGCUGCAGACAGACGAAGAAAUGCCUUCGAAUUCCAUGCCAGCAGGAACAACCGGAACAGGCAACCCACUGUGAUCAUUGAGACUUUGAUACUUUCUAGAUUUACACUGACGUAAUAUUAAAUGUAGAGUGAAGAUACUUGACACCCAAACAGCGCCCCUUCCAAUUUCUGACAAGGUGGUUAGCAGUGAUAUUGCACCAGUUCCAAGUUUUGACGCCAGUACUAGCUAGAUAUUACACUUUUAAGUGGUCUUUCCUUUCCCCCUUCUUCCUUAUUAUUCCUCACCUCAAGAUUCCGUUGCGCCAGAGGCAUAUAGCACCCUGCCCCCAUAGAAAUGCCACUUGAUAUAACGAAUUUAACAGUUUAGACAUUAUAAUUCCUUGCUGUCUGUUCAAUAAUAGAAUUGAUGAUAUGGGUGGCGUGCAGAUAUGGAAACCAUUGGAUACUCCAGCGAGUGAAAGGACAGAGCCAAAUCGUUUGGUAUUUUUCAUUAUGUUGUAAUAGAUUUGACAAAAAUGACCAACAUUUUAACGUUUGUUAAAUUUGUAUGACCAUAAAUUAUGUGCCCUGUCUCAUAAUUUGCACGUACAACGUCACCUUUAGUCUUUCGUCUACCUUUAUAGAGAUACAUAUUGAUGCCUUCACUGUAUCUCACGUUACAUGCUGGGUCAAAAGACACGUGCAAUCAAAAGACUUACCUGUGACUGAAAUAAUUCCUCUCGUAAAGUGAGAGCAUGAAUGACCGGGGAUUCUUUCUACAAAGAAGUUUGAUUAAUCCAAUCAGUCUCAAAUAUGGAAAGCCAGUGAUACCAACAUCUAGAAUGUACCUAAUGCUGGUGAGACCACUGCUUGAGUACGCAUCAGCAGCUUGGGACCAAUCCACCGAGGUAAACAUCCAAUCAUGAGAAAGAGUUCAACGACUAGCCGCCAGAUUUUGUACCGGUGACUAUCGUAGGGAAGAGGGCUCUGUCACUCACUAAAGCACUAAGAGUUCUUGGUCAGACCAGAAGAAGAAACCAGUGACUCUGAAUGCUGUAUAAGAUGAAUAGCGGACUGGUCAAUAACAGAAUACAGGAUCUACAAGGGGGAGACAAUCAAACUUGCAACCCGGUUCGCCACGAGCGUUUUUUCAGGAUUCUUUGUUCGUGAACACUGUAAGGAACUGGAACAACCUCCCCUUCUCAAUUGGUAGUAGCCAUUUUCUGGAAACACAUUCAAUUCAAGACUAAAACAGCUUCAAUCAGUCAUUCUACAGACACACGUUGCAAGACUUGGUCCAUCAAGUUAGCGUUGAUGUGUCAUCAAGAGACAUUUUCUUGACUCACUUGUUCAGAUUCAGAUACAUGCUCUGUUAAGUCAUGUCCUUGAAAUAUGACCGAAUGCUUGUGCAUUGUGAUUGUUUUGGUCCAUCAGUAUCGCAGUAUGACCCUUAUACAAUGGGAUGAGUGUAUACCUUUUGAAUGAUGACGUUGCUGGCUUUCCAUAAAUGGAAUUGAUUGGAUCGAUCAAUCACACCCCUUUGUGAGACGAACCCUAGUAAUGCAUGAAGAAAUCAUCAUUUUAGUGUGUGCGUGAAGUUCAUCAUUGCAAAUUGAAAUGGCUUCAUAAGAAAUAAUACACAGAGCAAUUUGAGUGAUUACACAUUUUCUAUUUCAGCUUUAUGCUGAAAUUGUAAUGAUAUUAUAUAAUGAUGCAUUGUCUAUAGAAAGAUUCAUUACAGAUAAUUCCUUAAUAGGGGUUUGUGAAAUAACCAAUACGUUGGUGAGAUUGUGUCCGACCCCCCCCCAAAAAAAAUAAAAAAAAAAAAUAAAAAAAACCUAAUCAAAAUCAACCUAUAAUUUAACCAUUAAAAUUUAUAGAUUUUUUUACUAUUUGUUCCUUGCCUACACAUCGGUUACUUAGGUCAGUUCCUUUUCGAAAUAUUUUAUAUGUUUUUUUGUAAUAUCAUCGUUAUCAUAUUCAUGAAGAACAAACAUUUUACAAUUAUGACAUUCCAUCCUCACUUUAUUAUGAGGAUAAUUGAUGUAUAAAGUUUUGUCUGCGUUGGCGUUUUCUUGGGUUAUUUGGAGUUCUAUUCUAUUUAAUUUAUCUUUUAAAUUUUUAUGUGUUAUGACGUACCAAUUACACAAUUCGUGUUUCAAUAUUAAGCACACAUAAAAGCAACAACGCACAAAAAUCCUCCCAGCAUUUCACAGUUUGAAGUAUUUUAUAGUUCUACUAAUACCCCAAUAUAAUUUGGAUGUUUAUUGAAUACCAUAUGGGCAAAUAAAUGUGUGAAAAGAUGAGCUGUUGGAAGGUACACCAUUGCAUGGCUAACAAAACAGACCAAAGUAUUAAAAAAAGCACAUAGUGUGCUCUCUUUUAAAAACAAUUAAAAUUUCAAAGGAGGAUGAUUUGCACAAUGUUUUAAGAAUUUUCAUUUUCUUUAGAAAGAAAUUUACCUUUUUUGCAGAGGGGGAGAAAGAAAGAAAUAAAGAAAGAGAGGGAGAGGGGGGGGGGGAGAAAUAAAUAUAUCUACUGGAAGACUUAUCUAUAUUACAUACAUUUUUAUUACUUUUUGAAAGUCAAAGUUCCUAUUAUUUAUUAUUUUCUUACAAGGGACUCACUCCUAACGGAAAAAUAAAUCAUAAAUAAUUCAGUUUUCUGAAUCUGAAUUUCUAAAUUGUACUAUAUUUUCUUGUCUAGUAUAUAUGAACUGUUUCAUUCAAAUGCAAUUUCGAAUUUCUCUGUAAUUGUAAAUACGAAAGGCUUUCUUACUACAAAUCUUGAUAUUUUAUUAUUUGAUUACAAUGCAAAUUAUUGCGAACAUUUUAAACAAGAGUGGAAUACUGAAUUAAAGAUAUGCUGCAAAUUA
Molecule: messenger RNA, 5220 nt
Organism: Lytechinus pictus (painted urchin)
Lineage: Eukaryota; Metazoa; Echinodermata; Echinoidea; Temnopleuroida; Toxopneustidae
Product: peroxisome proliferator-activated receptor gamma-like
Exons: 9
Coding region: 785-2440 (551 amino acids)
Biological process (GO): positive regulation of transcription by RNA polymerase II; regulation of lipid metabolic process; negative regulation of transcription by RNA polymerase II
Molecular function (GO): RNA polymerase II cis-regulatory region sequence-specific DNA binding; zinc ion binding; nuclear receptor activity
Source: RefSeq, a predicted model, not a curated record